This is a messenger RNA of Orbicella faveolata, 1964 nucleotides long. RefSeq names its product mitochondrial sodium/calcium exchanger protein-like. Gene Ontology annotation, biological process: transmembrane transport; intracellular calcium ion homeostasis; monoatomic cation transport. The record is from RefSeq and is a predicted model, not a curated record. Gene Ontology annotation, molecular function: monoatomic cation transmembrane transporter activity. Gene Ontology annotation, cellular component: membrane. NCBI's taxonomy places the organism in Eukaryota, Metazoa, Cnidaria, Anthozoa, Scleractinia, Merulinidae.
CUAUUUCCCUGUAGCUUCUGUCCUUCCUUGCAAGUAAUUUCCAAAACAUUACGACUUAGUCAGAAUAUUGCUGGAGUUACAUUUCUAGCCAUUGGGAAUGGUGCUCCUGACAUUUUUAGUUCUCUGGCAGCCUUUUCUAACAGCAGAGAUCCAAAUGAAGUACAACUUGGAAUGCAGGCUCUUUUUGGUGCUGGUAUGUUUGUGACAACAGUUGUGGUUGGUGUCGUAUCCUUUGUCUCAACUGUUACACUGAAGACUCGUCCAUUCACCAGGGAUGUUUUAUUCUACCUGGGAGCAGUCUCAUGGACGUUCAUCACACUUUAUAAAGAAAACAUAACUUUGGAAGAGGCAAUAGGUUUCAUAGUAUUUUAUGUAGCUUACAUUUUUGUGGUCAUUGUUGGCCAUUACAUCCACCAAAGAUGCAAAAGAAAAGUGCGUGUUGAAAUUACCCCUGAAUCCUCAGAAUCAGGACAGUCAGAAUCCACUGGUGACUAUUUUGAAUCAGAGGGCCAAGUUAGAGCAAGAAACCUAUUGAAUGCAGUGAGGGGCAUAAGUGCUGAAUCCAUCAUUUCUGUGAUUGAGGAACCAACUGACAUCGAGCAUCAAGACACAAGAACGCAUGGACCUCACAACAGAGUUUCAGAUGCUCUUUUUGCUACAGAAAAAACACUGAUUGCUCCAGCCAUUCACAGUGCUCCAAUUCCUGCCAGACAAGAAUCUGUACUUUCAGAUGAGGAAUUACCUCUUCUGGGUAGUAGACGUCAAGUUAGUGCAUGCGGAAAAUUCCUGCAGGGCCUAGAACCUAUUGACCGAGAAGACUGGUGUAGAAGCAAUUAUUUCUGGAGAUUCUUUUUGAUUGUGAAGGCUCCUGCAGUAUUUUGUCUGAAUCUCACUGUACCAGUUGUGGAUUACGACAAAGAGCAGCAUAAUUGGAACAAGUGGCUGAAUGUCCUGCAUUGCAUAACAAUGCCAGUCUUCAGUGUCAUGGUAACAAAAGCCAGCAAUUUUAUGGUUGGUGGACGGUUUCCGGCCUGGGCGUUGGCACUGUGUGGAGGAAUCGUUCUAGCUCUGGUGAUCGCCAUGACAACCAGAAGUGACAAACAGCCAUGGGGUCAUUUUCUGUUUGCGUACGUGGCGUUCGCGAUAUCUGUAAUCUGGAUCUACACCACGGCGAACGAGAUUGUUAACCUUCUUCAGACGUUCGGUUUCGCGUUUGGUUUAAGUAACGCAAUUCUUGGUCUAACUUUCCUUGCCUGGGGAAACAGCCUUGGUGACUUAAUAUCUAACACUGCUAUGGCAAGACAAGGAUUUUCUCGCAUGGCCGUGUCAGCCUGCUUUGGAGGUCCUUUACUCAAUAUGUUACUAGGUAUCGGCCUAUCAUGUACUGUAGGAACGGUAACACGCGGGCAUGCAAUAUCUUUACGUCACAGAUUUCACCAGUACCAGAUCUCCGCGGGAUUUCUAGCUGCCAGCCUCAGCUCGUCAGCCAUCAUAAUUCCUUUGAUGGGAUUCAAAGUACCCCGGAUGUAUGGCGUGUACCUGAUAGUUCUUUAUGUAGCUUAUCUAGUAGUGUCUAUAGCAGCCGAAAUUAAACACAUCUGAUGCCUGUCAGACUCGGCCAGGGUACGGUGGGGUCUCUGUUUUACUUGAGAACUUCUUCAGUGAAACUGCUAAAGUAGUUAAGGAUCUUGGACACCACAAAAGCUUCUGUGAAAGCCUUUGUGUCACUCUUUUAAUUUCAGUCAGCGACGUUAAGCGACCUCUUUUCAUUCGGAUUAUUCAUUAAAUUAUCGUUGCUUUCCAACACAACCGAUUUCGGUGAAGUCGUCAAAAUUGAAUGAAAACAUUGUUGUUAUGUGAGUUUGUUUUUAGUUAAGGCCCCCUUCUUACUACGCCAGAGGAAUUUGAAAACGCAGCUUUGUUUCUCCGGUUAGCUCCUCCGUCCACACUAAUCCGUCACGAAA